Messenger RNA from Anguilla rostrata (American eel), 4929 nucleotides. RefSeq names its product SUMO specific peptidase 5 (gene senp5). Gene Ontology annotation, cellular component: nucleus. Gene Ontology annotation, molecular function: deSUMOylase activity. Lineage: Eukaryota; Metazoa; Chordata; Actinopteri; Anguilliformes; Anguillidae. The coding region runs from base 665 to 2890 and encodes 741 amino acids. The record is from RefSeq and is a predicted model, not a curated record. The transcript is spliced from 9 exons. Gene Ontology annotation, biological process: proteolysis; protein desumoylation.
AUCAUUUUGUCCUCGUUUUCAUCGCGUUAGAGGAUACAUUGCAACACCUACUUACGGAUUUUGGUCUCCGUUUCUAUAACAAGCUUAUAGAAACGCGUAGCUAGCUAUAGCUAGCUAGUUAGCUAGCUAGUCCAAGUCUUAUCCAACUGAACUCCUGAAAGUUGGUUCCUUUUUUAUGUGUAAUCGCAGUCCCGCAUUUGCAUUUCAUAUAAAUGUCUUAGUUACCACAUAACAUGUGAUUAAAUGAGCGGUAUGAUUGCUUUGUUUUCUUUGGUGUUUUUGAUAAUUUGUUUCGCAAGUUAGCCUUCAUAUAACGAUAGCCAAACUGGUGGGUUUUAGCUGGCUGCCUUAGACUGGUCUCAAUGGUAGAAUUUGAAUAAUUCAGAAAACGGUCGGCUAGACGUCUUGGUUGGCUACCGACACCAUCAUCGGUUUGAAUGCAUGCAGUUUACUUGCUAACUAGAACUAGGGGAUACCAUUGCAGCUACUGAACACUGGAUAGCUACCUACCCCUGGUUUUAAUGGCGGUAUCGAAGUACAGGUGUUCAUUACAGCGCAAAAUUGACCGUUUGGGACCGUGUUGGAAAAUAAUUGUAAGCGCGUGAAUGUAUUCCUAAAUUGUUUCCGUUUGACCGCUUGUCCUCAGCUCUCUCCCUGGAUCAUAAUGUACCAUCGCCAUCCUCAGCGAUCAGUGAAUGUUACGACUCUUGCCGUUCCUCCUUGUACCUGUCCCGGGGUAAGCGUCCGGGAACGUCGCUACAAACGCAGCCCACCUCACUGUCGCGAGAGGCGAAGCAUCACAACCGCAGCGCUUAGAAUCUUGCGCGAGAGGACAGCGCUGCAGUUGGAGGUCAAAUAUACGAGUAAGAAGAGGACAAAGGCCCGUCGCAAGCCUCGGAGGUCCACUCACCUGCUGAUUCCCUUUAAGUGUGGGGCCCGGGUUUCGAGACAUUGGACUGUCAGCCACCAGCUUGCAUAUUCCAACCCCAGAGAGAACGGGGACUCCACUGGGCCUGUAUGCACACCAGAGUCAUACAGGUCUCUGCCUCAGAAAACUACUGUAAAAGCCACUGGACUGCCGACUGACAGCAAUACACUCUGUGACCCUCCAGCAGGGGGGGCAGCUGGUAAUCGGAAUAAGCUGAGAAAAAAAGGACCUUCCGCUCCCAGGCAGCACCCCGAACUGAGGAAGAGGUCGGGGCCUGGCGAGAACAAGUCGGCGGAGUUCUCUCUCCCGUUGAUGCGGUGUUCGCCCGGCGUCCAGCAGCGGUGCCGAGUCGGGAAGCCCCACAGCGGGAGUCUCGGGAAGGAGAGGAAGGCCAAGAGGUUUUCCCGGAUCUCCACCCUCAGGGGCCGGAGGCUGCGAGCGGGCGUGCUGGGAUACCUGUGCGGCCUGAGCGCGGAGACCAAAGAGCUGAUCAGGGAGGUCCAUGGGGAGCACCUGCUGAGACUGAAGCACAGGAGCCAAAAGGGGGAGGAGAGGAGGGAUGGGGUAGGGCUGGCCCGGGGAACCAUGGUGCACGACGGCUCUGGACCCCGAACGCCCGCGGCGGUGGUGGCGGCGGCGGGGGGACAUGGGCGCGCCUCCGGCCGCAAGCGGACGCCCAAGGCCUGCGACUGCUGCGGGCCCAACUGCAGGCCCCCCCCGCCCAAGGCCCCGGCCCCGGCCCACGGGACGCCGGGGAGGAGGGGCCGCAGGAAGAAGCUCCCGGAGGCAGAGCCACCGACGAUGCAGGACACGCCCCCGACGGCCGACGACUCCGCCCCCCUCAACGGCGCCAGCGACCCGCCGCACGGCGUGGACAUGGAAGUGUCGCCGCCGGCGACGGAGGGGGCGGCGUCGGGGGAAGUGCCCGUUUCGGAAGCGCCCGUUUUGGAAGCGCUCGAAUUGGAGGUGCCCGAAUUGGAGGUGCCCGUGCUGGAGUCCCCCGAAUUGGACGUGCCCGCGGUGGAGUCGCCCGAAUCGGAGGUUUCGGAGUCCUGCCGCAGCCAGCGCGCCAACCCACUCCUGGACCAUCGCUAUUGCAAGACCGAGGAUGGGGACUCUGCCACAGAGGAGGAGGCGGCUAAAAACCAACUACUGACCACAGAAGUCAACACCGAGGACCUAACAGAACUUAUUCAUGAAUUCCUGGAGCACUUCUAUGGGAAAUAUGGGAGUUUCAUCCCACUUAGUGAGACUGAUGUUCUUGAGCACCUUAACAAGAAGUUGAACUCUGACCUCACCGACAGGAAGACCUUCAUCUUCUCAGAAGUGACGAAGUACCGGGCCGGAUUAGCCUGUGCUCCUAUGCACUAUUUCAAAGUGGCCUACAACAAGCACACGCUGACCCUGGAGGACCUCUCCACCCUGGACGACCAAAACUGGGUCAAUGACCAGGUGAUAAAUAUGUAUGGUGAAUUAAUUGUGGAGGCUGCUAACCAGAAGGUUCAUUUCUUCAACAGCUUCUUCCACAGGCAGCUUGUAGCCAAAGGAUAUGAAGGAGUAAAGAGGUGGACCAAAAAGGUUGACCUUUUCACCAAAAGCCUGCUGCUCAUUCCCAUUCACCUGGAGAUCCACUGGUCUCUGAUCACCGUGGACGUCACCAACCAGAACAUCCACUUCUACGACUCCCAGGGCAUCAUGUUCAAGUACGCUGUGGAGAACAUCUUAAAGUACAUUCUGGCUGAAGCGAAAGAUAAGAAACACACAGCGUACCAGAAAGGCUGGAAGAUGAUUGUAAACAAGAGUAUUCCACAACAGAAGAACGACAGUGACUGUGGGGUGUUUGUUUUAGAGUACUGUAAGUGCCUGGCGCUGAAGCAGCCACUGCAGUUCACACAGGAGGACAUGCCCAAAGUACGGAAGAGGAUCUACAAGGAGCUCUGCGAGUGCAAACUCAAAGGCUGAGGCGGGCCUCCGUUAAGCCCCCCCCCCCCAACCAAGCCCCGCCCCCCGGACUCUAUUCCCCUUUUUACCAAACCGGAAGGAACAAGCUAGAACUCUCUGGACGGAAGGUGAAACGGGGUGACUGUGGACGCUUGCAGGACUUCCGUGCGUUGGGAGACGACCGGAACGGUGAUGGGACAAUGGCCAACUUCGCCCCCCCCCGCCCCAACCCCCACCUCCAUUCCUCUCUGCCCCGACGCACCUGGGUGCCCCGGCGCAGGUGUGUUUGUGUGUGUGUGUGCGCGUGUGUGUGUGUGUGAGUGUGUGUCAGGUACACACCAGUGGAAAAAACCGAAACGGAACAUUUGUCCCCACGGUGAAACUUGUGCAGUUACCUCACGUUCGGCUGCCGACUGGUUUCUACGGCGACCCGCGGGCAGUUCCGUUGUCGUCGCGCCAGUACGACCGCUUUUUUCGGACGACCGACUUCAGAUGGCAGCUGUGCACCGGCGACGCCGAGCUGCUCGCGUCGAUAGCUGAACACGACGCCCGCGUCGAUACUGAACACGACGCCCGCGUCGAUACUGAACACGGCGCCCGCGUCGAUAGCUGAACACGGCGCCCGCGUCGAUAGCUGAACACGGCGCCCGCGUCGAUAGCUGAACACGCACUGCUUCACAGCCGCUCAAACCACAUGUAGGCUUUAUCAUGUGUUCUGAAAAAAAAUAUAUAUACUUGAAAGUUCUAUGUUUUAUAAAAUAUUGAAGUUUGGCCUGUAGGGUAGAUAGAGAGCAAAGGAUGCUGGUAACGGUAAGCUUUUAAUUGAAUGUACUUGGCUUAGACUGAACUUAAUUUCAUCAAGAGAGGUAAAAGGUACAUCAUAGCAGGUAAAGGCUGUUUGGCUAUGGACCACUUGUUGUGACUGUUAACAGUGGGAUGCAAUCAAAAAUGUGUUCUUACGAAAUAUUUUUUUGUUACACCACUUAGAUGUGUACGUUUUAUUUAAAAUUUUUGAACAUGUAAUUUGCUAAAACUACUUUUUUUUGUUAAUUGGUAAUUUUUUUUUAAAAACUACUAUUUAAAGGUGGCCAUUUGCAUUUGUGAAACCACCUGUGUGUGGAGCCUACUGUAAUUUAGUGUUUAAAACACCAUAACACAUUACCGAUGUUUAGCUUUGGGUCCAGUCACACAAAGCAUUUUCCAAUGUGUGCGAAAGGAACUACACACAUGCUUUCACAUACUAACGACCAACAAAUGGGCUCUACUUGCUUUUAGGAUCUUUUUUUUUUGUUGUCAGGCCGAUUGUGUAAUAUAGCUUACCUGCUGUCAAAAUAAGUAUUUUCUUUGAUGUUCACAUGACUGUUGAGUAGACGCAUGGCUGCAGCCCAUGUACGGACUUAAUUUCCAUCUUGUUCCAACGCAAAAUGUAUUCGAAAGGUUACAUUUUUUUAUUUUUAUUUUUAUUUUUUAGAUGUGUUACUGUUUAGGAAAAGCUGGCAUUUGUUACAGUUGGUGGCCUUACUCUCGUUUUUAAAUUUGUAGAAGGUUUGAGACUGAACGGGGGUACGGGGCGGAGGGUAAGGGUAUCUGUUGACUCCCCGUUUUAAAGCUGGUUGUUUAAGGCGCAUUCCGCAGCCCGGUCUUCAGCCUGCGAGUGCGUUCGGUCGGCCGGGGUGAGGGAGUCACUCCGACAGUUGUAAAAGUUACUUGAAAUGUAACAAUAAAAAAACCUCACCUAUGAAAAGUCCUCCUGCCAGCCUGCUUUGGGUGUCAGAAAUGCUGAUAUAUUUCAGCAACCCGGGAGUCCCUUUCAACAAGAAUAAAAAAAGUAACACAACUCCUGAGAUUUAAAAAUGGAAUAUUUUAUUCAUACUGAUGCUUUAAUACAUCUACCACAAAUUUAUAUUUGGAGUUGAGGUUAUAUUGAGGUUCAGAGAGAAAACAUGCAGGGCGAACACACCAGACUAUCUGACUGAAAUCCCAUCAAAACGCAAGUUGGAAAAAUAACUUUGAAUCUGAAUUAUGAAAUAAAAUUCAUAAGGAAUAAGCAUUUAAACCGA